Molecule: messenger RNA, 656 nt
Organism: Anopheles cruzii
Lineage: Eukaryota; Metazoa; Arthropoda; Insecta; Diptera; Culicidae
Gene: roh
Exons: 3
Coding region: 114-344 (76 amino acids)
Source: RefSeq, a predicted model, not a curated record
CAACGAUUUGACACACCCUGUACUUUUGACAACCGCCAUAAACUUCAUUGUCGUACCGAUUUUGCUGAGUUUGCUGCUUGGAACCCGCUUGUGAAAAACAACACCUGUGCAAAAUGUCGGAACCCGUUGCCCGUCCGAUGAAGUUUCCGUACACCUUCUCGGCAAAGAUAGCGCAGUUCCCGAUCCAGCACUACUUCAAGAACCAAUGGAUCUGGCGUUACUAUUUCAUCGCGUUCGGUCUUUCCAUUCCCCUGUUCUACAAAAUUCAUAAGCUCGCCAACUCGCCAGCGAACCAAGCGAAAUGGGCCGAAUCGAAGAGGAAGGAGCAUGAGGAACAUCACUAGAGGACACAGCGAGAGGCAUGCAAACCAGUUGUGUAGACCGCAAAUUUCUUCGAUUUGAACGGCCGGCAAUGAAAGAUCUGCCGAUCCUUAGCAUGCCUUCAGGAUAAUGUGUGGCCAAUGUUGUGACAUGAUGAACGGCAAGAGAAUUGACAGUUUUGUUGAAUUUCUUUCCCAUCAUGUACGACAACCGAGCUAAGCAACAUCCAAGAAGCAUUAUCGAUUGUCGUCUUGAAGGCUAGAUGUUCAAAUAUGUGUAGUGAUCAGCUGAUAAUGUUCAAAAAAUUGAAGAAACUGCGAUUUAUUCCGUAAAAA